UCAGCGUUUAAUCUGCUGUGCCGCACGCCGGACAGGACUGGGGUACAGGCUGAAGCAGUGGUCAGAGGCACACUGCUGGGGAAGCUCUUGAGCUCUGGUAAUGAUGAGCAUGCGAGGACGCUGCUGGAUUCCGUCCUUCAUGACAGCGCGGGAAACCCGGAGGGCCUUUAUGACGUCAUCGCAGCUGCGUUCCUUUCCCCCGAUGACGAAACGAGCUCCGUCACUCAGCGCUGUGUCCUCGCCUGGCUGCAGGAGCACGAGGGAUGUUUGGGUGAAGUGUGCAGGUCUCUGUCCCCCGGGCUUUGCGCUGUCCUCUCCCGACACUCUUGCGAGUUUAAGCAGGCAUACUGCGGGGUUUUGAAACGCUGGGCGUCCUGCUUGGAGUAUGACGUCUUGGAGAGUCUAUGGGUGCCGACAUCAGAUGAGCCGGUCACCUUUAGUGCACUGACUGAUCGAUUCAAAGAGGUAUUAAAUUCAGGACCAGCAUUAAAAGAGGAGACAGAAACUGAACUCAAAACACUCAAACGGGAAGCUGGAGACUUUAAUGUAACAGACAUUAGUAUAUGGACUGAUCUAAUCAUUCAGCUAAAGCUGUAA
Messenger RNA from Sinocyclocheilus rhinocerous, 597 nucleotides. RefSeq names its product Fanconi anemia group F protein-like. The transcript has a single exon. The annotation marks the transcript as partial. The record is from RefSeq and is a predicted model, not a curated record. Gene Ontology annotation, biological process: interstrand cross-link repair. Lineage: Eukaryota; Metazoa; Chordata; Actinopteri; Cypriniformes; Cyprinidae. Gene Ontology annotation, cellular component: Fanconi anaemia nuclear complex.